This is a messenger RNA of Fundulus heteroclitus (mummichog), 2186 nucleotides long. Its product is annotated as solute carrier family 22 member 4. Gene Ontology annotation, biological process: transmembrane transport. The record is from RefSeq and is a predicted model, not a curated record. The transcript has 11 exons. Gene Ontology annotation, molecular function: transmembrane transporter activity. Gene Ontology annotation, cellular component: membrane. NCBI's taxonomy places the organism in Eukaryota, Metazoa, Chordata, Actinopteri, Cyprinodontiformes, Fundulidae. The coding region runs from base 273 to 1994 and encodes 573 amino acids.
CAGAAAGAGUCUGAAACUGCGGCGGCAGGAGCACGACCUCUAUGUCAACUUUAUUCUACAUGUCGGAUUGUGUCAGUGGGGUUUUUGUCAUGUGCUUGGUUCUGCAGUCCGUUUCCAUAUCUGUUACAGCAUUAUUAUGCGUAAGUAGGUAAUGUACUGAGGGUUGUUAUAGCUUCCAGACAAUAUUUUCUGCCAGCCUGGUCCCUGUGUGAUAACAGAGCUGAGGGAAAUAAUCUGAAUUUUGGAUUAGUUUUUAAGUUUAAAUCAGAACAAUGCAGGAUUACGAGGAGGCCGUGUCAUUUUUGGGGAGCUGGGGCCCGUUCCAGAGGAAAAGCUUCUUGGUUCUGUGCCUUGCCACCGUUCCGUGUGGAUACAACCUGCUGUCCGUCAUCUUCCUGCUGGCCAGCCCCCCGCACCACUGUGACAUCCCUGCCCACAGCAACCUGAGCCAGGAGUGGAUCCAGGCCAGCAUCCCAGUACAGCAGGUGGCUGGGCAGCCGGAGAGAAGCAGCUGCAGCCGGUAUGAGCUGGACCUGGUUAGGAACCUGUCCGCAAUGGGAGCCAGUCCAAACUGGAUGCAGAACCAGUCUCUGCAGGGAUCGAGGCCAGAGGUCCAUCUAUCACAGCUGAAACAGGAGGGAUGUAAAGACGGAUGGACCUACAGCACUGAGUACUUCCAGUCUACCGUGGUCACUGAGUUUGACCUGGUGUGCAGCGAGCAGUGGAAACAGCCCCUGACUUCUCUCACCUACUUUCUGGGAGGACUUGUCGGAUGUUUUGUCUCCGGAAUAAUAUCUGACCGGAUCGGCAGGAAGCCUGUCCUGUUCGGGUCCAUCGCCGUCCUCAGCGUCUUCAGCACUGCGAUGGCUUUCGCUCCAUCCUGGCCUGUUUUCAUUGUUUUCUUUUUUAUGCUGGGCAUGGGUCAGCUUUCCUGCUACAUAGUUGUCUUUGUACUGGGCACAGAAAUCCUUGUGGGCUCCACCAGGAUCUUCUUCUCCAGUCUGGGCAUGCCUCUUGUCUAUGUGAUAGCCAUGAUGCUACUGACAGGUACUGCCUACCUGGUCAGGAGCUGGAGACACCUGUCGCUCAUGAUGGCUGUACCUGGCCUGGCUUGUAUCCCCCUCUGGUGGAUGGUUCCAGAGUCUCCUCGCUGGCUGCUGUCUCAAGGCCGCGUGCAAGAGGCCGAGCUUCUGCUGAGGUCAGCGGCUCUGAAGAACCGAGUGGAGGCUCCACCAGUCAUUUUCCUCCCUCCCAAAGCUGAGAAAGCUGGAAGCCAGAAGGCAGAGUCUGUCAGCUUCCUGGACCUGCUGAAGACUGCAAACAUUCGACAUAUAACCGUGAAGCUGUGGCUUAUUUGGUUCUCUACGAGCGUCAGCUACUAUGGCCUGUCCUUCAGUAUGUCCACUUUGAAUGGCAACCCCUUCCUGAACUACUUUCUGCUCACAGUUGUCGAGGUCCCAGCAUACUUUGCCUGCUACCUGGCUGCACGCUGCUUUCCUCGCCGUCUUACACUUAUCAGCUUCUCCCUGCUGGGGGCGCUAGCGUUGCUCUUAAUCCAAGUUACCGUACACAGUAAUCCCACUCUUACCUUGAUCCUGGUACUGUUGGGUAAAAUAGGUGUUCUGGUUGCAAAUGCGAUGGUGUACACCUACACUGGAGAGCUAACUCCGACAGUCAUCAGAAAUACAGCAAUGUCCUCCUGUGCCAUGUUCUCUAGAGUGGGUUCCUCUGUGUCGCCAUAUCUGCUGGAAACGGCUGAGAUCAAUGAGCUCCUGCCAUGGAUCAUUGCGGGAGCUCUGUCGCUUUUCAGCGUUCUUCUCUGCAUCUUCCUGCCAGAAACGUUCAGACAGCCACUGCCUGAUACCAUCGAGCAGAUGCCGGUCACACAUUGGUUUGCAUGGCCCUGUGGCUCCAAAGCUGCUGUAAAGGAAGAAGGUAAAUUCUCUAAAGAGCAGCCUUCAUCACUUGAGAUCAUCUGCACAACUCGUUUAUAGGGCACCUGAUUUAAAAAUCAGUCUGCGGACAACAAAAGCCUUAGCUCAGGAUACAUGUAGAAUUUGAGACUUGCUUCUUUGCAAUGUUCUAAAUAUUUUAGGAAACACCUGCCCUCCUAUGAAAAUACUUUUUUUCCAAGAAAGAUUCUGGGUGUUAGUUCUUUGGAAAAUUGGCUACUCUUCUGAUAUAUA